UUGUUGAAUGUGUAAAAAAAAAGAGAGAGACAUGUGAUAGAUACAGACAUGUGUGUUAACCCAGUUUAAAUGCUUGAUGGGUUUUGGGGGGAGAAGAAAAACAUUGUAAUUGUGAAAUCUCAGUAGCGCGCACACACACACAAAAUGCCGGCCUUUGCAGCAGCCAAGAUUUUCAGAUCAGCCUCCAGGCAUCGCUUAUAUUCAACCUUUCAUAAAAUCAUGGACAACCUGGCCCCACCCAAAGCUGGAGCUAGAGCAGCAAGCUCUUUCGUGUUUGACAAAGCGUUCGUCAAUGGAGAAUGGGUGGCAGCUAGCAGCGGCAAAACUUUUGAAGUUGUGAACCCAGCCAAUGGGAAGGUGAUCGGGUCGGUACCAGACAUGGACGCUGCAGACACAGAGAAGGCUGUACAGGUCGCGUACAAAGCCUUCCAAAGCUGGAAAGAAACGACCGCUAAGGAAAGAGCUGCACUGUUAAGGAGAUGGGGAGAGUUGGUGCAUGAAAAUAAAGAAGAGCUGGCCAAACUUCUGACCUCAGAGAUGGGUAAACCACUGGCUGAGUCAGUAGGAGAACUCAAUUACGGCGCUGGAUUUCUGGAGCUGUUUGCAGAAGAGGCCAAACGUGUGGAAGGGGACAUAAUCCAGACCCCAAUAAAAACCCGCCGACUUCUCGUCUUGAAGCAGCCAAUCGGAGUGUCCGGAAUGAUCACACCUUGGAAUUUUCCCAAUGCUAUGAUCACCAGGAAGGCAGGGGCAGCCAUUGCUGCUGGAUGUACUGUGGUGCUCAAACCGGCUGAGGACACACCGUACUCAGCUCUCGCCCUCUGUGAUUUGGCAAAACAGGCAGGGAUUCCGGCAGGCGUGUUAAAUGUGGUCACCAGUUCCCGUGACAACGCUAGUCAGGUCGGGAAAGUCCUCUGUAAGAGUCCGUUAGUGACCAAACUGUCUUUCACUGGAUCAACCUUUGUUGGCAAACUGUUGCUGGAGCAGUGUGCCUCCACGGUAAAGAAGGUGUCCCUUGAGCUGGGGGGUAACGCUCCGUUCAUCGUGUUCCCCAGCGCCGACGUAGACGCCGCUGUUCUGGGGGCCAUGGGGGCAAAGUUCAGGUGUUCCGGACAGACCUGUGUGUGUGCAAACAGGUUUUAUAUACAUGAGAGUAUUUACGAUGAAUUUGUGCAAAAGUUUGGAGCUACGGUGGAGAAGGAACUGAGAAUGGGGGAUGGAACCGCUCCAGGCACCACCCAAGGACCGCUCAUCAACAAGAAAGCCGUCGAGAAGAUCGAGGCCCAGGUACAGGAUGCCGUCAGUAAGGGGGCGAAGAUCGUCUGUGGAGGGAAAAGUAAUGGAGGCAACUUCUUCGAGCCGACCGUUCUGACGGGGGUCACUGAUGACAUGAGGUGUGCCAAGGAGGAGAACUUUGGACCAAUCGCUGGGGUCAUCAAGUUCAAGACAGAAGAUGAAGUUGUUGCCCUGGCCAAUGCGACAUCAUCAGGAUUGGCAGGGUACUUUUACUCUUGUGACCUUGGACAGAUCUGGAGGGUGGCCGAGCGUCUUGAGACGGGUCUGGUUGGGGUCAACGAGGGGGUCAUCUCCGUUCCGGACGCACCUUUUGGAGGAUGGAAGGAAUCGGGCCUGGGCCGAGAAGGGGGGCGCUACGGUAUUGAUGAGUAUUUAGAAAUGAAGUAUGUGUGCAUGGGAGGUCUUUGAUUGGAAAGUAAUAGCAGAUCAUCAAGAAAUUUCAUUAUUGUUCCAACUUAUUAAUUUGAAAAAAGGUGAUUUUACACAUGUUGUAUUGGACGGGAAGGGAUUUGAUAAUUUCCUAAUCAUUGUGUAGAGAGGGUAAUAUUAUUGAUUUUAAACAUGUAUUCUUUAAUCUGUUAUUGAUUUUGUUUUGUUGUAUUGUUAUUUUUGAUAAUUAUUUUCAAUAUGCUUGAAAUAGUUCAUUCAUAUCCAAAUGAAUGUAUUUCAUUCAUUCAUGUAUUUUCUCCCCCUCAUCAAUUUGAUAAACAUUUAUUAUACUUGUUAUGGUAAAAACAUGUUAUGAAAUACUUAAGAAUAAACAUCAUAGUUCCAAGUAUUUGCUGUUUUUUUACAUACAUGUAUUUUGUAUAUAUUUAGAGUAUUUGCAUGGAUAUUUGAACUUGUUUAAUUUAAAGAAUAAUAUUUUAAGGAAGCUGGAUGACCAUGGCCAUUUUUGGAUUACCGAUAUAUUAAUCUCCUUUAAUUGGAGAGUUCUGAAUAUAGAAAAAGGAUAUGUUCAAACUUUAAAGCUGGAAUAUUUGAUUUCUCUCUUCACAAAAUAAUGGUUUAUGGUAAAAAAUAUCGUAUUUAAAUUCAUGGAUGGCUUUGAUGGAUAUUUUGUUGUCUAUUCAGCCAGCCAGUCCUUAAUUGUUAAAUUAAUAAAAAUCAAUUAACAUGUGAUGCACCCAUCAAAAAAAAAAAAAAUCAAUAUUUUUUCAUUUAAUAUACGCUGUAUGUGAUUAUCAAUCACUUUAAUUGUAUUCAUGAAAUGCAAUACAAGGAAUGUAUGAUCUAUUGUGAAUGAGUGUCGAUCCAAUUUAAAAAAAAUAUUUCUAAAAAUAUUUGGUCUAUUUUAAGACUGACAAUAUUUAUCCUUGUUAAUUUUUGUAAUGAAACAGUUUUUAAAGAUGUAAUCGGAAUUAAAUAUUAUGCACACUUUU
Magallana angulata is the source of this 2678-nucleotide messenger RNA. RefSeq names its product succinate-semialdehyde dehydrogenase, mitochondrial-like. Lineage: Eukaryota; Metazoa; Mollusca; Bivalvia; Ostreida; Ostreidae. Gene Ontology annotation, biological process: GABA catabolic process. Gene Ontology annotation, molecular function: succinate-semialdehyde dehydrogenase (NAD+) activity. The transcript is spliced from 12 exons. The coding region runs from base 145 to 1704 and encodes 519 amino acids. The record is from RefSeq and is a predicted model, not a curated record.